Acanthopagrus latus (yellowfin seabream) is the source of this 4395-nucleotide messenger RNA. RefSeq names its product stum, mechanosensory transduction mediator homolog (gene stum). Lineage: Eukaryota; Metazoa; Chordata; Actinopteri; Spariformes; Sparidae. The transcript is spliced from 4 exons. Bases 638 to 1075 code for a protein of 145 amino acids. The record is from RefSeq and is a predicted model, not a curated record.
AGUAAAAAGAGGGGGGGUUGUUGUGUGCACUUUGUCUCGGUGAGGUGUGUGGGCUGCACUGAGAGAAAGAAAAGAAAAAGAGAGGAUAAAGUGACUUCGGGGGAAAUUACUGAAAAGAGCCGCUCAUCCCUUCGAGGAACUGUCAUCGACUCAACAUGUUGGACGUGGGGACGAACGGCAGAUCUCACUGACCUGUGAUGAGACACUUUUAAGGACCAAAAAAGGUUUUUUUUAAAUGAGGCUAAAUCAACAGUUGCUCUAAAUAUUCUUGCUUUCACUCCAAACUCUUUCCUUGGUGGGACUGUGAGGUGACUCUGAGAGGAUAUUUCAGAAUUUACUUGGGAGAUUAUUGGAGAUGAACGUGGUCCAGUGGGGACUGAAAUCUGCUUGAAUAUUGCGGAAAAAAGAAAGCAGGAUAUUAGUAAAAUCGAAUAUUGCACAGUAUUUAACAUCUCUGGUUAUUCUCUGAACAAAUAGUGAUUUUUUUUUUCUCUUCACCGAUUUGCCAGUUUGAGACGACUUUCAGACAACUUGUUGACAUUUUUAUGAAUUUUGUCAGUGAAUGUGACAAAGGCGCUGACUUGCAAUCUGAUUCUUUAAACAAAUAAAAGAAAGACAGAGGAAGAAAGACAGAGAGAUGGCACAGAAGGAAGGCAGAACAGAGCAGGGGAGCGCCAAGACCGGGGACAAUCUUGGGGCCAAAGCCAUGGUCGGGGCCCCCACAGCCGGCGGAGGGGUGGUGGUGGAGGUCAGGGAGAAGAAGGGACCUCUGCGGGCUGCGAUACCCACAAUGCCUUUCCCUGUGGCCGUCAUCUGUCUGUUCCUGAACACCUUCAUACCCGGGCUCGGAACGUUCAUCUCGGCGUUCACGGUGCUGUGCGGCGCUCGCAGCGAGCUGAUCUCAGAGCGAGGGGUGUGUUGUGUGUUCUGGCUCAACGUGGCGGCGGCCCUCAUCCAGAUACUGACAGCUGUUAUCAUGGUCGGAUGGAUCAUGAGCAUCUUCUGGGGAAUGGACAUGGUCAUCCUGGCGAUUUCUGACGGAUACAGAGACCAGGGUCUUCCUCAGGACGUCUGAGAGAGGUCGCGCCCAUGUUUGCCGAUCGAUCACAAGGACAGUUUGACCUCUUCACCCUCCCCGCAGCCUGGACCUUUGUGACGACCCUCAGCUGCCUGUCUCUUUAAGCGUCGGACAAUAAGACAGGACCGGUGACGUGAAACGAAUCGAGCAACAUGGAGACAGAAAGAAGGAGAGCAUCAGCUGACUGCUCUGUCGUGAUCGCACGCAGCUGAUUGGUCGACACCGGCCCACACUCACAUUCGAAGCUGAAGGGAGACGACGAGGAAAUACAAGCAGUCCCGAGAAAUAAGCGGAUGAGAUGUGUUUGCAUUUUGUUGAGUAAAAAGUGACUUUUGAAUUCUGUCUUUGGAUAUUUUUUAAUUUGAUGUUUUUUGGGGCAAAACUAUAAAUCUAUAUAUGUAUCUAUAAAGUUGUCGUAGACCAGAUAAAGUGACAGGAUGGAGGAAAUGAAGAGCAGGGGGGGCGUUACUGAGAUGUUGAUCGCUUUGUUUCUGUAUUUUGGGCUUGUGAACUUUGCCCAGAUGUAAAAUGAAUUAAAAACUCGUGUCAUGUCAGUGUUAAAUCAGAGUUUCCACUGCCAACGUACUGACUGCCUGGUGCAGUUUAAACAGUUUAUUUCAGUGUUACAUGUCGAGUGGUUUACUUUCACAUGGAAUUUUUCCAGUUCCGACAAGUGUUAAACCUCUAGCCUGUUUUGGAGGCUUUUCGGUAAUGCUUCAUAAAAAAACAUCAUCAAUGAAUAAUUAAUUGAUGGUUAAUUAAACAUUAGUAAACUGUUAUUUCACUUCUAACAACCAAAAGAAUGCUUUACAAGCCAUUUGUCAAGCCAUUGUAAGGAUUUAUGAAUAUCAGCUGCAACUUUACAAUAAAUACUUGCUUAAUAAAUGGUUUAUAUAGCGUUUCAGUGUUUGAUAAGUUUAGUUAAAGGUGCUAUGAGUAAGAAUUUAGCUGAAAACAUCUAAAAUGUACAUAUAUCCAACAGUUUUGACAUGACGUUUAUGUGUUGUGUACCUGAGAUAUCUACUUAAGUUAGCAUGCUAACCAGCUAGCCUUGUCCUGUCCCAGUCCAAAGCUCCUGUGCUAUACUGCAUGGCAAUUUGAGCUAACUAGCAAACGGCAGCUACAGUUUGCUGCAGUUUGCUGUUUUUCUGAUGAUAUCAGUCGCCUAAGGUAGCUGUCGUUAGCUAGUCAGCUCAGUUAGCCAUGCAGCUAGCAGUCUAGAGGACAGGGCUCUCCUAGCUGGUUAGCAUGCUACACCAGAGCUCUUUAAUAUACUGUUUGAAUGUUGUAAUUUAAACUUCUUACAUAUUGCACCUUUAACUAGCAUCGUUCAGGGUAUAAAAAGUUAUAAAGUGCUGUACAGCAAGCUUCAUAUUCAACGAGAUCAUUGUGAUUUCACUGAACACAUCAUCAGGCAGCGACCGCGCAGCAAUCACGUCUUCAACUGGCUCUGAUAACGUGAUCCUGACGGAGGUAUCCAUCAGACUGCACUCACUGCAGCUACGGCAUUUUGUUCUUUUCAGGCAAACACGUCUUCAACACGCCGCAUCUCACUGCCGAUCACAAGAUGUGUGUCAUCCUAAAAUUACAGGGCUGCGUUGGAAAGAAAUGACUCAUGCCUCCUGAUGAUGAUUUGAUUUGAAUUUUUCACAGCUCUUUGGUGUGUAAAUCAGUUGUCGGAGGCACAUUACGUGUCAUUAGAACAUUGUGUUCUAAUUAGCGGGUCCCCACUCUGGGGAACCGUAGUCGUCUGUCAAGUUAUGAAAAAAGAUAUAAUUGCGGCAAUGUUAUUUUAAAUUUGAGGCUGAAGUCUUUUGUUUGAAGCUAUUUUUUGACCGGGUGAUGGUUAUGCACCUAUAACCAGUUCUAAACACCAGAAAAGGAAACAUUUUAUAAUAAUCAUCAUUAAUAAACGGUUACUUUAUGCUUAAUUAAGCAUUAGGUAAUAGUUAUUUCACUGUUAACGAACAAUGGAAUGAUUUAGAAACCAUUUAUUUAACAGUCAACUAUGAAGGUUUAAAUAACAAUAUACUGACCAUUUAUUACUGAUGAUUAUUAUAAAGAGUUGCCUCAGAAAAUGUUGUUGAAUUCACUGUGCUGUGGUUACAUUGUGUAUAUAUUAACAUGUGGUCAACAGUGUACAGAAAUGGAGACUAUGGCGUCGGUGUAAUCAUGUGCGAGACUCAAAACAAAACAUGCAAUUGUAACAUUUAACAUGAAAUCUGCCUUUAUCCAAACAAAGCCUUUCCCAUGACACCACAUUUAGCCCUUUUUUAUCCUUGUGCGCUGUAUCAUUGGCUCGCUUCCCCCGACAAACACCGGAGAGAAUCAAAAUGUCAAAGAGCCUUCCGCUGAAAGAAUUAAACCAUCUCGCCUUAACACAAAGCGGAGAGCAGAGCACUAUAUAUUGAAAUCGCUGCAAGUGAUUUCUUUUUUUUUUUUUAAUUCGCAGGAAAUUGAGUGCUUGGCACGCUGCGAGAGCCAGCUGAACGGGCUCCAACUGGGCUGCCUGACAAAGAAAAAAGCUACUUACAACACACGUGGCGAGCAGAAAUUCAGAUUAUUAUGUUUUGUUUUGUUUUCAGCAAACGUCAUGCAGCGUAUCUGGAAAUAAAGGUGGAGAUGCAUUUUAAAAAUCCCCCCCACACCUUGUAUUGGUCGUGCCUCGAGAUUAAACCCAUGUGCUCCCUCCUUCCGCUGGUGAUGUUUCCCCGCAGGCUUUAAUUAUCUCCACUAUCUUCGCCAAAUGCCUUUUUUUAAGAGUACUGCUGUAUUUUUUUUUCGAGGACAACACCAGUGUUUCUCAUGUUCAUGUGCAUAUGUUGUGUAGUGUUUGUGUGUGUGUGAGACGGAUUAAAUGAUGGUGAUGAUAUUUUUUAUGCCUUAAGAAUGAACCUACAUUCUACCACAAGUGUUUAUUAUCUGUAGCGGUGAUGCUGGAGUUUUUAUUGGCUUUCUCUGGGUUUUGGGGGGGGAACUGUUAUUCUGAUGCUUUAUUAUAAUCAACCUAAAAGCACUGAUGCUGUUGUGUGUUUCGGGGGACAUAUUCACUAACCGUAAUGUUUUGUUUUGGUUUUUUUUUUAAAUGAUGUUGGUGUUGUGCUUCUGUAGCUCUUCGAUUGUAGAAUGAACAUCCUGCCGUUGUACAAUUCCCUGCAUGCAUUGCUUUGGUGUGAAGUCACUGUUUAGAGUAAGAAGCAGACACAGACUAACUUUAACUGUUCUAACAUCGUAGCUUAGCUCUGUCACUUUUCCAGCAGUGCUUUUAUUUUACGCCAUUCGAGGCGACUGGUAUAAAAUCCUGCAAUUAAAAAAAA